AUGACGGUGAAGAAGACUCAGCCCCUGCAGGAUGGAAGUGCCAAGGAGAACGUGCUGCAGAGGGUGCUGCAGCUGCCCGUGGUGAGCUCGACAUGCCAGACGCUGCAGCGCAAGUACAGCAGCACCAAGGAGUCGCACCCGCUGAUGGCCUCGGUGUGCGAGGUGUACGAGCGGGGUGUGCAGGGCGCCGGCGCCCUGGCCAUGUGGGGCAUGGAGCCCGUGGUGCGCCGCCUGGAGCCACAGUUUGCUGUGGCCAACAACCUGGCUUGCCGGGGCUUGGACCAUCUAGAGGAGAAGAUCCCUGCUCUGCAGUACCCUGUUGACAAGCUCGCAUCUGAACUGAAGGACACCAUCUCCUGCCCCCUCCAAAGCGCCAAAAGCACCAUUGGCAGCUCCAUGGAUAAGAUCAUUGAGCUGGCAGCAGAGGGUUAUGAGGCCACCAAGAGCACAGUGGAAACAACAGCCAAGUACACAAGGAAGAACUCAGUGACCCAGAUGGCAGCUGCAGGGGUCGACACAGCCCUGGGAGGGCUGGAGAAGCUGAUGGAAUACUUGCUGCCAGAGGAGGAUGAAGAAGCAGAUAAGAAGCCCAAAAAGAAACGUCUGUCAACACCAAAGGUGUCCCAGCAGCAGCCCAGCACUAGCACAACCACUCCCAGCACUCCCAGUGCUCCCAGGGCUCCCAGUGCUCCCAGGGCUCCCAGUGCUCCCAGGGCAUACAGCGCAUGCAGCACACCCAGCACUUCCAGCGCUCCCAGUGCUCCCAGUGCUCCCAGCACCCUGGGCCGGAUUGGUGCUUUGGUCAGCACCGUGUCUCACCGCGCUUACCAGCAAACCACCCAAAGCCUCCAGCGUGCCAAAACCAAAGGGCAGGAGCUGGCCUCCUGGAUCCCCAUCCUGGGAAGCCUGGCCAAGCCGAGUGCCCCUGCAGCCCCCCAGGCCCGCAGUGACGGGCAGGGCAGCACGGGCUGGCUGACCCGGCGCCACAGCAAGGCACCCGAGCAGAAGCAGGAGAAGGCAGGCAAGAAAGACACCAACCACACCCAGGACCCCGGGCUCGUGGGCAGCGUGGCUCACAACCUGCAAAGCGCCUGCGCCUCGGGCAUCUCCAGAGUGAAGAAGGUGCCAGCCGUGGCCUGGGAUGCAGCAGAGGGCUUGAUCCUCUUCACCCCCCGCAGGCUGUCCAGGGCCAUGGAGACUGUGGAUGCUCUCGGGGGGACCCUCGUCAGUGCCCCUAAGCAUCUGCUGGGCACCCUGUACAGCUACGUGCCGCUCCGCAGGCAGUCGGUGAAGGAAGAAGAAGCAUCCAGGGCCAGCAAGACCAACAUGGAGAAGAAAGAGAAGAAGGAGGAGGAGGAGGAGGAGACCAAGCCCGCUGCCCCCUCCACUGAGGAGAAGUCCCAGCUGAGGAGUGACUGGCGGCUGUACCGUGGCCAUCACCCCCUGUCCUUCCUGGGGCUCGAGGACCCCCUGUUCCUGCGGCACGGCUACUACCGCAGCCCUGCCCUGGAGCCCGAGUACCCAUUCCCAAGGAAAUCCGCCUUCUCCCCCUACAACAGGAGGGUGAGCGAGGGCUCCUACCGCUUCAGCCCCGAGUCCAUGUACAGCCGGGCCUACUACGGCAGCCUCUACAGCCCUGUCUACAAGAAGGACUGAACCAGCGGGCGGGACAAGCAUCCCAGCC
This is a messenger RNA of Camarhynchus parvulus, 1684 nucleotides long. It is a transcript of the gene PLIN1, whose product is annotated as perilipin 1. Gene Ontology annotation, cellular component: lipid droplet. Bases 1 to 1656 code for a protein of 551 amino acids. The transcript has 8 exons. Gene Ontology annotation, biological process: lipid metabolic process. The record is from RefSeq and is a predicted model, not a curated record. NCBI's taxonomy places the organism in Eukaryota, Metazoa, Chordata, Aves, Passeriformes, Thraupidae.